CCCAUCCCACCCUCUUCACCAUCAACUACUCAUCAUGGCUCCAAAAGUUCACUUCCUGCGCGAGAAACAGGAGCAACGGAAGCCGCGCACUCAGUGGACAAUGUGUGUGGCGUACCUCCAAGAAGAUGGAAGCGAAAUUGUUUACGACCGAAUUCCGUCAUUCACCAAGGUCGAAACGGAUAGCCAUAUUGGCUUCCAUCAAAAUCACAGGGUCGUCAUACGAAAUUGGCGACUGUGUCGCGACGACUACCGCAGCCCUGACACCAUCAAACUUUUGAUGAGGGAAGUCAACGAAUGGAAACAGUUCAGACAUCGUCACAUAGUAAAAUUCGUCGGUCUGGCGGAUACACUCGCCUACAUUCCCAGCAUCGUAUAUCCGUAUUACAAGAAUGGGAAUAUACUUCAGUACCUCGAGAAGAACCCGAGAGCGGAUGUGUUACGUCUACUACACGGCGUGGCGAGUGCUCUGGCUUACAUGCACACGCGCGAGGUUCCUGCCAUUCAUGGCAGCGUGAAAUCAACCAAUGUUCUGAUUGACGAUACCGGCGAAGCACUUCUUAACGACUAUGGCAUGACCCGCGUGCCCGACUUUGCCAUCCAUUUCGCUCGCCCGACCAAUCUUGUAUUUCAGGAAGCCCGAUGGCUAGCACCUGAGUUCUUCAACUACGAGCUAGUGCAGAACGACAGGAUGGGUUCGACACCGGAAACCGACACGUACAGCUUCGGCAUGCUGUGCCUGGAGGUGUACACGGGCCAAAAACCAUUCGCAGAACGUCGGUUCCAUGCAGACGACAUGCUCGACGUAGGGAGGGGGGCGCACCCGCUACGUCCAAAUCCAGACAAGUACCCCUUGGUUACAGACGACAUCUGGGAUAUCAUGCAGGCUUGCUGGCAGCUGAAGCCGGAGAACAGGGUAAAAAUGCCCGUGGUCAAGGAAUUGUUCGCCCUCCAGCGGAUUAUGCAGGCCAUCGAGACACCCUCAGGGAAGUGAUAAAGCGUACAAUUGGGUAGGUAUAUGAUACGGUUAUCUUAUUUUUCUUCCUUCCUCCAAAUGCGGACCCGAUUUUCCCUGUGUAAUAUACCCCUGUGGAACGACGACAUACCCGCUGUAGAUACUG
Gloeophyllum trabeum ATCC 11539 is the source of this 1118-nucleotide messenger RNA. RefSeq names its product kinase-like protein. Gene Ontology annotation, biological process: protein phosphorylation. Lineage: Eukaryota; Fungi; Basidiomycota; Agaricomycetes; Gloeophyllales; Gloeophyllaceae. The coding region runs from base 35 to 991 and encodes 318 amino acids. The transcript has 6 exons. Gene Ontology annotation, molecular function: ATP binding; protein kinase activity. The record is from RefSeq and is a predicted model, not a curated record.